AUGUCGGCGCAGGCCCAGAUGCGCGCGAUGCUGGACCAGUUGAUGGGCACCUCCCGGGACGGAGGUACUACUCGUCAACGGAUCAAAUUCAGUGAUGACAGAGUAUGCAAGAGUCACCUUCUGAAUUGUUGCCCCCAUGAUGUCCUGUCUGGAACUAGAAUGGAUCUUGGAGAAUGUCUGAAAGUCCAUGACCUGGCUUUAAGAGCAGAUUAUGAAAUUGCAUCCAAAGAACAAGAUUUUUUCUUUGAACUCGACGCUAUGGAUCAUCUAAAGUCAUUCAUUGCAGAUUGUGAUCGAAGAACAGAAGUGGCUAAGAAAAGAUUAGCAGAAACUCAGGAAGAGAUUAGUGCUGAAGUUGCAGCAAAGGCAGAACGUGUUCAUGAGUUAAAUGAAGAAAUCGGUAAAUUGUUGGCUAAGGUGGAACAGCUAGGAGCUGAAGGGAAUGUGGAGGAAUCCCGGAAAGUAAUGGAUGAAGUAGAGAAAGCACGGGCAAAGAAAAGAGAAGCAGAGGAAGUUUAUCGGAAUUCUAUGCCAGCUUCCAGUUUCCAGCAGGAGAAACUUCGAGUCUGUGAAGUUUGCUCUGCCUAUUUAGGUCUUCAUGAUAAUGACAGACGACUGGCUGAUCAUUUUGGGGGUAAACUGCACCUGGGAUUUAUUGAAAUAAGAGAGAAGCUUGAAGAAUUAAAGAGAGUUGUAGCUGAGAAGCAGGAGAAAAGAAACCAGGAACGCCUGAAAAGAAGAGAAGAAAGGGAGAGAGAAGAAAGGGAGAAGCUGAGGAGGUCUCGAUCACAUAGCAAGAAUCCUAAAAGAUCCAGGUCCAGAGAGCAUCGCAGACAUAGGUCUCGCUCCAUGUCACGGGAACGGAAAAGGAGAACUCGAUCCAAAUCCCGGGAGAAACGCCAUCGCCAGAGGUCCCGCUCCAGCAGCCGUAGUCGCAGCCGCAGCCACCAGAGAAGUGGGCACAGUUCUAGAGACAGGAGCAGAGAGCGAUCCAGGAGGAGAUCCUCAAAAGAGAGAUUCAGAGAACACGACUUAGCAUCACGUGACAGAGACAGGAAUUCAAGAGACAGAUCACCUCGUGACAGAGAUCGAAAAGAUAAGAAGCGGUCCUAUGAGAGCGCUAAUGGCAGAUCAGAAGACAGGCGGAGCUCUGAAGAGCGCGAAGCAGGGGAGAUAUAAUUAGCUGUGUACAUAUCCUCAAUCCUUAAGCUUCCUCUGGAGUUACAUACUAUUGUUUAGUUUACAGCUGUUCAGGGUGACACAGUGAGCAGUUCCAGACACCGAUCCAGCUAGGCUAGGUGUACAGCAUCUAACUUGAUCUGAACUUGUUUUCUUUGAUGAAGCCUAAAACUACAUCCAUAGUUUCUGGUGAACUUGUAAUACACUCCUGAAGGUACAGUUUUAUAUAAUAAGAUGCUGAUGUCUUUAUUCUUUCUAGUAGGAGUGAUAGUGAAUGAAUUGUGUUACUUGCCUUGGGAUUUUUUGAACAUUUGUAAAAUGCUGUCUUCCUUUCUCGUCCAAAAAACAGCAACUUUGGGAAUUUCUUUUUAAUCCUUCUUCCUUUGACUCUGUAUCCCCUGAUACCUCUACCCUCUAAUUGUAAGAGAAAGGGGUGCAGGGAAGCAAUAUAACUUCUGUUCUAAGGUUCUAUUCCCAUUAUUAAUUACUAGCUGAUUACAGUUCAGAACAUUUAUACUGGAAUGUGUGCUGGAGAAAUUUAAAAUACUGGGAGUUUUGUCUGUCUGAUGGUGCCUAUU
Messenger RNA from Balaenoptera musculus (blue whale), 1757 nucleotides. RefSeq names its product putative RNA-binding protein Luc7-like 2. Gene Ontology annotation, biological process: mRNA splice site recognition. Gene Ontology annotation, cellular component: U1 snRNP; U2-type prespliceosome. Gene Ontology annotation, molecular function: mRNA binding. The record is from RefSeq and is a predicted model, not a curated record. NCBI's taxonomy places the organism in Eukaryota, Metazoa, Chordata, Mammalia, Artiodactyla, Balaenopteridae. The transcript is spliced from 2 exons. Bases 1 to 1179 code for a protein of 392 amino acids.